Molecule: messenger RNA, 1410 nt
Organism: Marasmius oreades (fairy-ring Marasmius)
Lineage: Eukaryota; Fungi; Basidiomycota; Agaricomycetes; Agaricales; Marasmiaceae
Exons: 2
Coding region: 1-1410 (469 amino acids)
Source: RefSeq, a predicted model, not a curated record
AUGGCUACUGCUCCAUCACCAAACUCCCGAGCUUCUCUUCUCUCUGGACUCCGCACAGGCGGGGUUCGCUCGGUCUCCUCCACAGUCCCACAUACUGCUGCCCCAGGGGCCACUUUCAACAUUCCCAGAGCCACAUCUCACUCUUUUCCAGAGGAAGAAGAGGACCAGGUCCUUGAAAUGCCUCCUAGAAAUAUCUAUGCCAACAAUCACCAUGGUGCUUCUCAUAUCAUGCCUAUGACUGCUGCCGUCGAUGCUCCCAAUAAUCGUUUUGCCCAGCAGCAGCGUGGCAUGAAUCCUAAUAGCAUUCCUUUCAGUCCUGCCUUUAACAACAAUGUGAACCAGGCUCAACAACAAGCUUUCCAGAUGCAAAUGAUGCAGUUGGAACUUUUGAAGCUUCAGGCCGCCCAACAGUACCAAGCCGAGUUGAUGGCUCAAGCUCAGCGUCAGCAGCAACAACAGCAGAACAGACGUGCCUCAUACAACCCUCCCGCCACCGCUGGCCCAUUAUCUACCGCAUUCGAUAUUCACUCCGCAACCGUGAGCGCUCAAAUGCGCCGUGCCAGUGAACAGCAACAGAUUUUCCAGUCUCAACUCUCAGUCCGUGAUGAUUAUGUACCCAUGACUGCUGCAAUCGGGGGAAAGUUCGGAAGUCGUACUAACUUCCCCAGCCGCCAUGACGAACAAAGUGAUAUCUCAUAUCAUGGGUCGACCACUGUUAUCAGCGGCGGAACUUCCUUGGGCAGCUCCAGUUCCAAUAACAUCAGCGGUUCGAAUGUUCCAUCCAAAUCGGAUUCUGCAACUUCCUGGAGACGGGGAGGAAAAGGCAAUUCCGUCCUUAACGGUGCCAACCGUGCGGUUUCCUCACCGAGCGUCAAGGUGACACCUCCUGAGCCCGAGCGGUCCUCCCCCCCUCUUAUCAUUUCGCCGGUAACAAAGAACCGCCCUCAGCCACUGCAGUUUACCCCUGUUGCACAACAGCCCCUGCCGACUGUCACCAUAGACUCAUCUGACGGAAAUGACAUCGAUGAUACCUCGUCAACAAGCUCCUCCAAAUCAGGAGCAUCGAACUCGUCCCCCACCACUCCUCAAUCACCUUCAUCUAACGAGAUACCUCUUUCGCCGCGCGAGGAAGCCUCAAAGAAGUUGUAUGAAGGUCUCGGGAUGGGUCGCCCAGGCUCUGCUAUCGCUGUCGCGCAGCAACCAUACGGUUCCCCCCCAAAUGAUAACAACACGGCCUUGGUUUCCCACAGGAUGGCGAGCCAGCCCACUAGGCAGCCCCGCGGGCCACCUUCAGGAGCAGACGAGCUGGGUCCCAAGAAUUUUGCGACGAGGAUCAGAAGAAAGGCCAUCGGUGGUUUGGGCAUGCUUAUGGAUGCCAGGGAAAGGAGAGAAAUCGUGGAGGCCUUCUGA